Messenger RNA from Anopheles coluzzii, 4012 nucleotides. It is a transcript of the gene Cipc, whose product is annotated as putative protein TPRXL. Bases 1519 to 2556 code for a protein of 345 amino acids. Lineage: Eukaryota; Metazoa; Arthropoda; Insecta; Diptera; Culicidae. The transcript is spliced from 4 exons. The record is from RefSeq and is a predicted model, not a curated record.
UUGCCUUUGUGUUCAGAACACGUAGAGAAGCGCUACACUGCUGUUGUGUACGGUGACUGACUGACCAUUUUUCAGAUCCGUCUGUCUUGGCCAUCCAUCCGGUUAGGUGUUGUGUGUUGUGUAGCUAUCGUGACUCGCCAAGCAUACAAGUGUGGCGCUAUACUGACCGUCAAUCGCGUGAGUGAUAUUGGAGCAAGCAAGUGACAGCAAUUGACAGGCCUGCUAAAGCAAACACACCCCGCGAACGGUCGGUGGAAGUAAUUUCACCCCUUUUUUCUUUCGCCGAAUUCGCCCAUCAAGUCGCCGCUGUGUCGAACAAAGGGAACGAAGGGGAUGAGUUGAGGUGAAUGAAAAAAAACCACCACCACCAGUACCAUCACCACAACAACAACAACAACAACAACGGGGUGAAGAGUCUGUUGUCUGCGCGGAGUUAGGCGGUGCAUUUGAUGUUUUGCCGUCGCAGCUUGCUGUGUGCUAUUUGGUGUAGUGUUGUGUGUUUGUGUGAGCGCAAUUUUUGGAAGGGUGACUAAUUCCAAGAGUGCAGUAAUUUCAUCCAGUGAAUUGUGUGAAGUGGGGUUUUUUUCACCGUGGAAGGGAGCAUAGAGUUGCGAGUGUUUGUGUAUCUCCUUCUGCCCUGUCUUCUGCCUGUGUUCGAAGGAAGUGUGCAAAGUGUGGUGCAAGCAAGCAAUAAAUAAUAACACAAAAUAACCCGCACAGACACACUGUACCCCUCCAGUUUUGGUUUCGGCUAGGCGGGAAGCAUCCCCCAAUUGUUGCGGUUGUGUCCCACCCCGCUGUCUGCACAUUUAAUGCGACACCGCUACCGAACACGUGAAUAGAGUGCGAGCCACAAGCCGCGCAGUGUGCGAGCGUGGUUCAAAACGCGUCAGGGGAAAAGAAAAGAAUAAAUCGCACCCGUUCAUCGAAAUGGUGUAAAAAAAAACGCUCCCCGCAUAAAAAAAAAACAAGGAAAGAGCAUUGUGUAUCGUGUUCCUCUGUCCUCUCGCUCCCUCCUUCUGGGUGGUUGCGCGUUUCGGUGCGGCCAUUUGCGAAAAGUGUGCGUUUUUAGUUCCGAGAAUUUUGUGCACCCCAUCCCCAUCGUUUCGCAUAAAGGGGGAACGUUGUGUUGCUGCAGUGGCCUGUGUGUGUGCGAGCUUGGAGUGUUUCGGGGUUUUACGGGAGGGGUUGUGUGUUUAUUUUCUGCGCUUUGGCGACUUGAGACGGCAAGCAGCUCGAGCAGCAGUGCCCUUAGCAUCGUUGGAAAAGCGUGUGACUACGACGACUUGCGUGUAUUUGUGUCUGUGUUUGUGCGGCUAUAAUAUUCCAUCUGGCGAAGGUUGUUAAUCUCGCGCGACGCAGAGGUUGGAUUUCCCCGAAAAGGUAGCAAUUUUCGCUUCUUCGAAAAGGCGUAUCCCCCGGACACCAAACUCGGCGGCAGUCACACAACUCGCAAGAGAACCCCCCCCCCCCCGUCCCGGUUGCGGCACAUUAGUUAGUCCUAGCCCUGCCUCGACAAUGCCACUGUCCGUGACGACGAAAGCACCGUCCGCCGGUGAGAAGACGUGUAGUGGAGUCGACCGGUUGCUAGCGGAACCACCAUCGCCAGCGGAUUCGCGGACGGAAUCGCCGGCCCCGCCACUGUCACCCGGUCCGAACUCGGGCCAACCACCGCCGCUAGAACAGCCACUGCAAACCCAGGCCGCCCCAGGUGUGGGUGGCAUACUUUCGACCGUGUCUAACUUCUCCGUGAUAAACUAUGUCGGUAAAAUUCAAAAGCAAUCAUCCUACAAAUCAUCCACCGGUCGGUGCCGAACGCCCUACGAUAGUUCUAGCAGCUAUCGGACCGGUUCGGGGGUGGUUUGUCGCAUCACGGAACCGCCGAUGGACGAUACGACCAACUCGUCCACCUUUUCCUCGCUGGAGUACGGUUGCAGUAGUGGCGGCGGUGGCAGCAGCAGCAGCAGCAGCAGCACGACCAGCAGCAACCACAGCACAGGGAUCGGCUGUGACACCAGCCCCGAAUGCAGCGACCAGCUGGACAGCAUCGACACGACGGAGGACGGCAGCACGUCCGGGCCACGGUUGCGCAGCCGCCGGUCGAUGAGCGUUUCGUCGAGCGGAUGUUCCAGCUCGAUGGACGAUCGCAACUUUGACUUUUCACCCCUGGGAAGCAUCAUCAGCUGUCGGUGCAACUCGUACAGCAUGUCCGACUUCGAUGAUGAUGGUUUCCGCGAGGACAGUAGCGUAUCGUCGGCGCACGGUGGCGGUGCCCUUUCCGGCUCCCGAUCGUACCAGUCGCAUCAUCCGCUGCAUCACCACCACCAGAACGUACCGCACCAUCCGCGCAAUCACAAGGGGCUGUUUGAUAUCGCGCUGAAAACGGUCAAGCUGAUCCGGCGCAACCAGGAGCUGCAGGUGCGGCUGGCCCAGCUGCAGGAGGAAACGAGCGCGUUCAUCGACUCGGUCAUGGCGAAUCCGGAGAACGAAUCGCUGCGGUCCCAUUUCUACAGCAGUAAACGCGUCCCGACGCUACCGCUGACGGUGCAGAAGUGAACGGGAUACCGGGAUACAGAGGUCCGGUGCACUUUGCGAGGGGGCUCGUCGUUCGCUUCGAACCACAAAAACGCCACAAACAGGACGAAACGGUCCCAGUCUCAGUCGAUUAUGCACAGUGUGGAAGCGGUACCGGCGGUCGAUUGAUUCGAGCUGCUGCUGGCUUAAGUUACGUUAACGUUAAGAAGUUCUCAUCCCACAUCAUCUUCAUAGUGGAAAUCUCUUCCCGAGCGCCACAGGAGGGAAAAGAUCGAUUAUUUGUUUUUUUUUUUAAAAUUUAUUGCCAAACUGGUUGGGCACUAAACGUGAGACCCAUCGUUUCGCUUUCGCUCAUUUCAUCCUUGAUUAGUUGUCGUACAUAUAUGUUGGACCAUAGGCUGCGUUACUAAUACUUGCGAAACGUCUGCAAAUCUAAACAUUAGACUGUGUGUACUCUGACCCGUAAUACUGACACAAACGGAAGCGGAAAGACGGAGAACAGUGGGUCAAUCAAUAUAACAGUGCUAAGCCACUAUUUCAAUAAGCAAUCAGUUAAUCGUGAGAUAUAAGCAUAGUAAGUAGGAAAGCUUUUGCUGCAUUCGUGUAUGUGUGUCAACCGGGGACGGAUGUCCCCAGUGUUAGGCUUCGGUUUGCCACGUUCUGUAUGUGCUCGUUUAGUUCAGUUACUCGAUGGAAUCGAUAGACAGUGAUAAGAUACGUAAGAGAGAACGUAUAUUCUCAGUGAACGGGGGAAAAGGGAGAAAAACAGCAACAAUCCAGUAUAAGGACACACACACACACACAUACACAUACGCCAAAUUGAAGAAGUACGCAUUGUUUCGUUAUCGACAUUUAAUUAUUGUGAUUAUCAUUUUUUCCAUCAAAGGGGAGUAGUAAAGAGCGGCAUCUUUGACUUUUUGUUUGCUGAUCUAGGCGUAGCAGUUGUUAGAAUUCGCGCACAGUAUCUCAAAGCUGCCAACUGUAAGAUUCUUUUGCGUUUAUCAAUCGGAAUCGAAAUCCAGUUAACUUAUUACUUAUUGCCUAACAAGGUGAUGUUGUGAUCCUUUUUGACACACCGAUGAAACGUACUGAGGGUACGCUAAACAGUAAAUGCUGAAAACAUUCUUAUUCGCUCUCCGAGGAUGAUGGGACGAGUUUGUAGUUUUUAGGUUCGAGUUUAUGUUUGAGCUUAUUAUAUGUGUGUGUGUGUGUGAGCGUUAUUGGCCAGAACAAUCUCAAUCAUAUUUAUAAAUGCUAAUAAGUAAGAGAUGUGUAGCGUUUAGCAGCAGAUGAUCACAAAACGAUGGUAAUCCAUUACGCGCAUGGUUGGAUGAAAUUCAGCCUCACAUUCGCACGCGUGCGAAUCAGAAGCAAGCGAGAAAGGACGAGAUGAAAGAAAAACUCCAAGUGGUAUUUAUAUUUAACUAACGAAGGCUAAGCAAAGAAAAGCGAAAAUAGAUGAAAAACUGUGUUUUUU